Sphaeramia orbicularis (orbiculate cardinalfish) is the source of this 4795-nucleotide messenger RNA. RefSeq names its product solute carrier family 4 member 8 (gene slc4a8). Lineage: Eukaryota; Metazoa; Chordata; Actinopteri; Kurtiformes; Apogonidae. Gene Ontology annotation, biological process: bicarbonate transport; transmembrane transport; regulation of intracellular pH. The coding region runs from base 522 to 3875 and encodes 1117 amino acids. Gene Ontology annotation, molecular function: sodium:bicarbonate symporter activity; monoatomic anion transmembrane transporter activity; solute:inorganic anion antiporter activity. Gene Ontology annotation, cellular component: plasma membrane. The transcript has 24 exons. The record is from RefSeq and is a predicted model, not a curated record.
UGCCGAUGGAAAUAUAUAAUUGGCCAGAAAAAAAGAAGAAAAAUAGUCGAACCAUUCAAUGUGCACUGAGGUCACAGUCCUGCACAGCGUGGGCAGGUGUCCAACAGGAUAUUUUGUGGACUGAAGUAUCUGUAUAAGCUUAUAAUAGGCGAGACUUGUCUUUAUUGAAUGUAGCAGCAUUGCGUCGCAGCCCGUUGUGCGCCUCUGCGCUCUGAUUGGCUGGAGCUGAAGCGAUGCUCUGCAUCCUGCUUCCACAGCCAGGACAGGGGGACGGAAAACUGGGAGCGCGGCCGGAAAAUCAUCAUCAGCACAGGGACCAAAUCAUCCCGUUCACCAUUUUUCUCACCUGGAGAGAAUGUUUACACUCAACAUGCCUGCAGAGACACAGGUAGCCGCCGCUGUCCACUCGUGACUGCUUGUGCAGAUCGUCCUCAUUCAGCGCUGAAAGGCUGAUUAACACUGCGAGAGUCUCACCUUUAUACUCCGUGGACACUGAGCAGGUUCACCCAAAGCCCACCACCAUGCCCGUCAACGACCCAGAGAGUAUACUGAGCUACCAGAGGCCAGAUGAGGAGGUGGUUGUGGACCAGGGAGGGACUAGUUCAGUAAUGAACAUCCACUAUGAGAAAGAGGAACUAGAAGGCCACAGGACUCUGUUUGUGGGAGUUCGGAUGCCCAGACAGAGCCAUCGUCACCACAAGACCCACAGCUCUCGACACCGCAAGAGAGACAGAAGGGCAGGAAGCAUCGCAACACAACAGAGCGAGGGAACUGAGAAAUCAACCAGUCACGAUACUCCGUCCCAGCGGGUCCAGUUCAUUUUGGGCACAGAGGAGGAUGCUGAACAUGUGGCCCAUGAGCUGUUCACUGAGCUGGAUGAGAUCUGUGUGAAGGAUGGCAAGGAUGCUGAGUGGAAGGAAACAGCCAGGUGGCUGAAGUUUGAGGAGGAUGUGGAGGACGGCGGGGAGAGGUGGAGUAAGCCCUACGUUGCCACUCUCUCUCUCCACAGCCUGUUUGAGCUCCGCAGUUGCAUCAUCAAUGGCAGCGUGUUGCUCGACAUGCACGCUGACUGCAUCGAAGAGAUUGCAGAUAUGGUGCUAGACCACCAAGAGAUGGCCCAUGAGCUGGACGACACUGUGAGAGUGAAGGUGCGUGAAGCUCUGCUGAAAAGACACCACCACCAGAACGAGAAGAAGAAGAACCUGAUCCCCAUGGUGCGCUCCAUCGCAGAGGGAACCCGCAAACAGUCAGAGCCCCAUCUCACAUCUGGGUCAACCACAUUACCCCAGCCUCCUACAUCCAACACAGAGGUUAAGAACGGCGCUGGACAGGACAGCACUCAAGCAAACAAGCAGCAAGUGGACCUACACUUCAUGAAGAAGAUCCCAGAAGGUGCAGAGGCGUCCAAUGUGCUUGUGGGAGAGUUGGACUUCCUAGAACGGCCUAUAGUGGCCUUUGUCCGUCUGUCCCCUGCUGUGCUGCUCACAGGACUCACUGAGGUCCCCAUCCCCACCAGGUUUCUCUUCAUUCUCCUGGGUCCUGAUGGAAAAGCUCAGCAGUACCACGAAAUUGGACGCUCCAUGGCAACCAUCAUGACUGAUGAGAUUUUCCAUGAUGUCGCGUAUAAAGCGAAGGACCGAAGUGACCUGUUGGCUGGGAUAGAUGAGUUCCUGGACCAAGUGACCGUCUUACCGCCAGGGGAGUGGGACCCAUCGAUCCGCAUUGAACCGCCUAAGAAUGUCCCCUCACAGGAGAAGAGGAAGAUGCCUGGAGUUCCCAAUGGAACAGCCUGCCAGGUGGAGGAAGAGCUUCACGCUGAGCACCAUGGGCCAGAGCUGCAGAGAACUGGAAGGUUGUUUGGUGGUCUGAUACUGGACAUCAAGAGGAAAGCUCCGUUUUAUCUGGGUGACUUUAAGGAUGGGCUGAGCCUCCAGUGCAUAGCCUCCUUUCUCUUCCUCUACUGUGCCUGCAUGUCUCCUGUCAUUACCUUUGGAGGGCUGCUGGGAGAGGCGACAGAAGGACGCAUCAGUGCCAUCGAGUCCUUGCUUGGUGCAUCGAUGACUGGAGUGGCCUACUCUCUGUUUGCUGGUCAGCCUCUCACAAUUCUGGGCAGUACAGGUCCUGUACUGGUUUUUGAGAAGAUCCUCUUCAAGUUCUGCAAGGACUACGACCUGUCGUAUCUGUCUUUGAGGACUUGUAUUGGCCUGUGGACCGCUCUGCUGUGUCUGGUGUUGGUCGCUACAGAUGCUAGUUCUCUGGUGUGCUACAUCACACGGUUCACAGAGGAGGCCUUUGCCGCCCUCAUCUGCCUCAUUUUCAUCUACGAGGCUUUGGAGAAGCUCUUCCACCUCGGAGAAAUCUACCCCUUCAACACACACAGUGAUCUGGACAAACUCACUCUGGCAUACUGUAGGUGUGCAGAGCCUGAUAAUCCCUCUAAUAAAACCUUAGAGCUGUGGAGUGAGAGGAACAUCACCGCGGCUGCUGUACCCUGGGCCAACCUUUCUGUCAAGGAGUGCAUCAGUCUGCAGGGCCAGUUUGUGGGGACGGCCUGUGGCCACCACGGCCCCUACACCCCGGACGUUCUCUUCUGGUCGACCAUCUUAUUCUUCUCAACCUUCUUCUUGUCUUCAUUCCUCAAACAAUUCAAAACCAGCCGGUAUUUCCCCACCAAGGUCCGGUCCAUGAUCAGUGACUUUGCAGUGUUUCUGACAAUUGUCAUCAUGGUUCUCCUUGACUACGUUAUUGGAGUGCCUUCGCAGAAGUUAAAGGUUCCCAGCAAAUUCCAGGUACAGAAAUACACCAUUCAUCACUCUCCACAAGGUCGCAGUCUGUUCACGCCCUCACUCUUCUUCUGUGUUUUCCUAAAGCCAACCAGAGAUGACAGAGGCUGGCUAAUCAAUCCAAUAGGACGUAACCCGUGGUGGACAGUCCUGGCAGCUUCUAUUCCUGCUCUUCUCUGCACCAUCCUCAUCUUCAUGGACCAACAGAUCACUGCUGUCAUUAUAAACCGCAAAGAGCACAAACUACUGAAGGGCUGUGGGUAUCACCUGGACCUGCUGAUGGUGGGGGUGAUGCUGGCCGUCUGCUCCAUCAUGGGCCUGCCCUGGUUCGUGGCGGCCACAGUCCUGUCCAUCUCUCACGUGAACAGCCUGAAGCUGGAGUCUGAGAGCUCGGCCCCUGGAGAGCAGCCUCGCUUCCUGGGCAUCAGAGAGCAGAGGCUCACUGGCCUGGUCAUCUUCCUGCUCAUGGGCUGCUCUGUGUUCAUGACUGGAGCCCUGCAGUUUAUUCCUAUGCCAGUGCUGUAUGGUGUUUUCCUUUACAUGGGAGUGUCUUCACUAAAAGGCAUCCAGUUCUUUGACCGUCUGAAGCUGUUCGGCAUGCCAGCCAAACAUCAGCCAGACUUCAUCUACCUGCGUCACGUCCCCUUGAGGAAAGUCCACCUGUUCACUGUGACUCAGCUCACCUGUCUGGUGCUACUGUGGGUCAUUAAGACGUCACCUGCUGCAAUUAUUUUCCCCAUGAUGGUGUUGGCUCUGGUUUUUGUGCGAAAACUGCUGGACUUGUGCUUUUCUAAGCGAGAGCUGAGUUACCUCGAUGAUUUAAUGCCUGAGUGGAAGAAAAAGAAUCUUGAUGAUGCCUCUAAAAAGAUAGAAGAGGAAUCACAGGUGAUGCUCACAUCAAAGAUGGAAGAUACGACCUCUGUUCAGAUUCCCAUGGAGCCCACCAAGCCUGUCCAGACCCCAAAAUCACAUGACCCCAGGUGUGACCCCUCUGAUAUUAAUAUUUCUGAUGAAAUGUCUAAAACAACUGUGUGGAAAUCCCUCAACUCCAAUCAAAAGGAUACUCACACUGUGGCCGCUAAAAAGGAUUGAAGGGAUUGCAUUCAUUGAUGAGUAAGAGUUAUCCUCAGUCCGGGCAGAUUUCGACUGUGCUUCUGGACCACAGAACGCUGACUUUUGGCUGCUACAGUAUCAGCCUCUUCAGUGUGUAGAGAGCCGGGUUUCGACAGUUUCUACCAGCGUCCCGUCACACAUUUAUUAAAACACACAGAGAAUGGUGCAGAGAACAGACAUGCAGAUACGCUUCUAUCUUUGUGAGGACUGUAAAAACUCUAACCCUUUUAAACCAUUGUUAUCCAGGCUUUGGGCUUCAUUCAGAUUUUAAUCUUUCCACCCCCUUUUCUGCGUCUUCUCUGACCAGCGGACGAACCCAAACUUAAUCAUGAUCAUCUUAAUCCAUGUCACAGUGUUAUCCACUAAAUCAGCCCUCUAGUAACACAUGCUGACCAGUACUCUCUACAGGUCAGUAAUACUUCUAUCAACCAGACCAGGGAUAAUUAACAUGGAAAGAACUGAGAAAAUGCAAUGUAGAGAAAACCCUUAAGCUGCAGCAAAUCACACUGGCAGUAAAUACUGAAACAGCAGGAAGGACACUGUGACACUGCUGGCAGCCACGGCAGUUUCAUAUUUAAAGCUGGAAGCCCUUAAUUCAUCUAAAAUAAAACUCAUUUGCCUGUAAUAAUUGAGACCAACAUAAUCUAUUGAAAUCUAAAAAUGACACCUUAAACAAAUGUCUUAGUAUUUUUUCCCCCAAAAUGGCAACAGCUGUUUGUUUUAACAGCUUUAAAACCCAACAUUAACAAAGCAGAUCACUGUAAAUUCUCAUGAAGGGUGUAUUUUAACCUGUACAGACCCAGAACUAUUUUUUUUUGGUGAUAUUUAACCAUUACCAAGUGAUUUAUCACCAUUUAUUAGAAUAUUAUCCUUUCCAUUUUUUCACUGAAAACCACAUU